UCAGUGGUUUUUAAUAAUUAUUUGCCUAAAGAAUAAUAUUAAUUAAUAAUAUUAUUCUGUAUAGGAUCCACGAUAGGAUCACAAAUGUUACAUAAAUAAUAUCGUCAACGAGGAAAUCAAACAAACAUGACAGAAAGAAAACUGUGGGGUGAAUUUGAAAGUGAGGAUUACGAUGAUACCGUUUUGCAGAACGUUAAUUUUAAUCCAAUCAUCGAAUUGGGGAUGCAAAAUAUUCCCGAAAUACCUAUAAGUGUUAAAUCAUCACCGAUUGAACUGCCAAAACCAAAUCUCAUAACGCACACUAUCCAACUACACGCAUAUUCGAGACAGCUAACAGAUAUAUUGGAACAAACUGAAAACGGAGUGUUUGACAGCACUCGUCUCGAAAACUUGAAUAUACCGAACAUUCCUCCGGAACCGGACCUCAAACUUGAACAUGAAGCGACACCGCCUAUAAACUUUCUCCAGAAAAAGUAUUGUGAUUUCUCACUAGGGAAAGGGCCUGUGAUACUUCCCUUCACGCCCGAAAGUCAUAAACGGGCUAUAAAACAAUGUGCAGCUAUAGCCAUAGGUCACGUGGGCUUCGCUUUAAGCACCAAUACAGCUCUGCAAGCCGUCACAGAUGCUUUAGACUUUUACUUAACAAACAUGUGUAAACUACUGAGAAAUGCAGUCGACCAAGAAGCUAGCGGGCUAAAUUCUGGCUUCCCAGAUGUAAUAUCAAAAGUAUUCCAUGAACUGAAUGUGGGGAAUCUGCAUGACUUUUAUGAUAAUAGAGUAGUCAGAUACCACUCGAGGUUAAAGAAAAAGUGCGAAGACCUUCAGUCUCAGUGUGACGCUUUAGUAAUUGGAGACAUUGCCCCUCAAUUGAAAUUAGAGGAGGUACCAGAGCUACAUUUUCCGGCAGUCCUGGAUGGUGCCUUCACUCCGUCUUUAGAGCCAGGCUUCCAGAUGCUGCAAAGCUUAGAACAGGAGCAACUACAAGGACUGGACCUGCUAGACUCGGUUGUUACUGAUGAUAUUAAAGUUGAAUCGAUGGAGUUCUCUCAGUCCGAAACGACAAAGCUAGCAAGCUUAUCCCCUAGUGCAAAAAAGAAAAGAAAAUAAAUAAGUUUCUGCA
This is a messenger RNA of Aricia agestis (brown argus), 1120 nucleotides long. RefSeq names its product STAGA complex 65 subunit gamma-like. Gene Ontology annotation, molecular function: transcription coactivator activity. NCBI's taxonomy places the organism in Eukaryota, Metazoa, Arthropoda, Insecta, Lepidoptera, Lycaenidae. The record is from RefSeq and is a predicted model, not a curated record. The coding region runs from base 127 to 1107 and encodes 326 amino acids. Gene Ontology annotation, cellular component: SAGA complex. The transcript has a single exon.